AUGGCUGAACAACUGGUCAAGAUAUUGCUGUUAUUUUUAACUUUAAUUCACAUAGUACGGCAGGAAAGCACUGAACAUUAUACCAAUACUUGGGUUAUUCAUGUACCUGGUGGAUUAACCAAUGCUAAAUUGGUUGCUACUACACAUGCAAGUACAAUUCUUCAUCAGGUUGGAAGUUUAGAAGAUCAUUAUUUAAUACGCCAUGCUGGUACGCCGCAUCGUUCCAAAAGAAGUAAUUCUUAUAAAAGCUGGAAUUUAAGGCUUGAUACAAGGGUAUUAUAUGUCGAACAGCAAAUAUCCAAGUUACGAAUCAAAAGAUCAUUUCCUAAUUUUAAUGAUCCACUAUGGCCAAAGCAGUGGUAUUUGGAAAAUACAGGUCAAGCUAGUGGACCGCCGCAUUUAGAUCAUAAUAUUAUUCCUGCCUGGAAAAGUGGAGCUACCGGCAUAGGAAUUGUUGUUUCAAUUCUUGAUGACGGGUUAUAUUAUGAACAUCCUGAUCUACGAAGGAACUACGAUCCUGAAGCUAGUUUUGACAUAAAUGGAAACGAUCAUGAUCCAACUCCUAGAAAAACUGGGAACGACGAAAACAGACAUGGCACCAGAUGUGCAGGAGAAGUCGCCGCAAUAGCUAAUAACUCUAUCUGUACAGUAGGAGCUGCAUACAACGCUAAGAUAGGAGGAAUUAGAAUGCUCGAUGGAGAUGUUACUGAUGCAGUAGAAGCUACAUCUCUUAGUUGGAAACCGCAACAUAUCGAUAUAUAUAGUUCUAGUUGGGGUCCAGAAGACGAUGGUAGGAAUAUUGAUGGUCCUGGGCCAUUAGCGAAGAAAGCUUUUAUAGAUGGUGUUAAUAAAGGUCGUCAUGGACUCGGUUCUAUAUUUGUGUGGGCAUCUGGAAAUGGUGGAUCUGUCCAUGAUAAUUGUAAUUGUGACGGAUAUGUAAUUAGUAUUUAUACCAUUAGCAUUUCUGCAGCUACUGAUACUGGCAAUGUACCAUGGUACACUGAAAGUUGUUCCUCUAUCUUGGCUACUACUUUUAGCAGUGGUAAUAACGGUCAAAAUAAAAUUAUUACUGACGAUCUGCACGACAGAUGCACAGAGUCACACACUGGCACUUCUGCCGCUGCUCCUCUAGCUGCCGGUAUGUUUGCUUUAGCAUUAGAGGCAAAUCCUAGACUGACCUGGAGAGAUUUGCAGCAUAUAGUUGUCAUCACAUCAAAGCCUGAUAAACUCCAUACGGACGACUGGACGAUCAAUGGAGUUGGUCGUAAAAUUAGUAACUGGUUCGGUUAUGGAUUAUUAGAUGCAGCUGCAUUAGUUAGUACUGCGCGGAAUUGGAAAACAGUCCCUAUACAAAGAAGUAAAAGCUUUAAAUUUAAGACGAAAAAGAAUUACAUUCCACCCAAUGGCAGGCUUAUCGUAUCUAUUAAUGUUGAGAAAUCCGAAGCCAUUGUAAAUUAUUUAGAACAUGUUCAAGCUGUAAUAUCACUAUCUCAUAAUCAGCGUGGUCUUAUUACCAUUCAGUUAAUCUCUCCGGCAGGCACAAAAUCGGUUUUGUUUGAUAGGCGCCAACAAGAUACAUCCAGGGCUGGAUUUAAAAACUGGCCUCUUAUGACUACUCAUUUCUGGGGAGAAAAGUCCGCUGGUAAUUGGACAUUAAUUAUUAUAAAUAAAGAUUCUAACUCGGGAAAGUUGAAGGGUUGGAAGUUAGUUCUGUUUGGUACUACAUCGAAGCCACAUGAUUUGUAUUAUAGUUCAUGUAAUCCGGAAUGUGAGAGAUCGUCUGGUUGUAAUGGACCUGGAGCAGCAGAUUGCAGAAUUUGUCGGCAUUUUCAAGCAGCAGAUGGUCGAUGCGUAAAAAAUUGCUCAAAUGGACAAUACGGAAAUUUAGAGACUAAGGCUUGUAUAAAUUGUCCAUAUGGCUGCGAUGUAUGUAAUAAUGAUUCUUGUAUCACUUGUAAGCCAAAUUUUGCUAACUCGAAUGGAUCAUGUGUUAGUUCAUGCCCUGAAAGCACUUACCAGCAUUCUUUUAAUGGCAAUACCAAAUGUUUAAAGUGCUCUAGUAAUUGUGCAGCUUGUGCCAAUGAAACUUAUUGUAUUUCUUGCCCUGGCACUGCAUACGAGUAUAGAGGAAGUUGCAUUCAGCAAUGUCCACAAGGUACUUAUUCGAACUAUGUAUAUGGAAUCAGAACGUGUACCUCUUGCAAGCAUAACUGUUUAGAUUGUUAUGGAAAUGAAGCUGGUUCUUGUCGAGUUUGCCAGAAAGGAUAUCAACUAGUAGUGGAUCGGUCUAAGUGCACAAAAUCCUGUCCAGUAGGAUAUUAUAAUGCUAUAUCUGGUGAGCAAAACAUUUGCCUAGCAUGUCAUCAUCGAUGUACAUCAUGUUUGUCAGCAGCAUCGAGUGGUUGUAAAUCUUGUAGUCAUGGAUUUCAUUUAUACAAUGGGUCUUGUACAGACAAAUGUCCAGAUGGCACAUAUACUGAUAAAUUUACUGGAGAAUGUUUUCCUUGCUUUAAUACGUGCACUACUUGUAAUGCUGGUAAAAGCAAGAGCUGCUUAUCUUGUAAAUCAAAUCUUUAUUUACAAAACGGAGAAUGUGUAAGCAACUGUUUUAAAGGUUAUUAUCAAGAUGAUAAUUUGAUGAGAUGUCGUCGUUGUCAUCAUAGCUGUGCCAGUUGUAAUGGACCAUCGAGUAAUUCUUGUACUUCUUGUAAGUUAUCUCAGUCAUUCCUACAUAAUAAUUCAUGCUUAAUGGAAUGUCCAGUUGGCCAUUACUCGGAUAUAACCAUGAAAGCUUGCAAUCCUUGUAGUAGUCAUUGCUACCACUGUGUUAAUUCAUCAGUUUGCUUAUCUUGUAAUAAAAACUUUAUUCUUCAUCAUCAAAAAUGCGCCAAGUCCUGCCCAUCAGGCUAUAUAUUAAAAGAAAGAACCUGCAAUCCUUGUCACCCGACCUGUUCCAAUUGUAGUGAUGAUGAUAUUGCUUCGUGCUCAGGUUGUAAAUCACACACUCACUUCCUUCAUCAGGGAAUAUGCACAAAAUCUUGUCUGUUUGGUUAUUUUGGCGAUACAAUUACGCAACAGUGCCAACCUUGCCAUUCUUCGUGCGCAUCAUGCUUUGGAGAAGGUAAUAGCAGUUGUUUACUUUGCCCAUUAGGGAGAUUUCUUCAACAUGGAUCUUGUGUAACAACUUGCAAUAACGGAUUUCCUGGUAAAAAUGGUACUUGCUCAAGUUGUGAGGGAGUGGGAUGUAGAGAGUGUCUUCCUAAUGAUCCUAACCAAUGUCUUACUUGUUUAGAUAAUUACUUCAAUCAUAAAUUUAAUUGCGUCCGAGAAUGUCCAGUAGGUACUUACACGAAUGCAACGGCUGGUCAAUGUUUAAUUUGUCACGAUUCCUGUAACACAUGCAGUGGUAAACAUAUAGAAAAUUGUACAGAUUGCAAGCCUGGAUGGUUUAUGCAUGCGGGAAAGUGUGUUUCUUACUGUCCAUCUGGCUCCUAUGCAAAUGGCAAUGCUUGUUCAAAAUGUAGCCAUGGUUGCAAGCUUUGUAUCAGUCAGAAUACCUGCUUAGAAUGUGAAUCGUCAUUGGUAAAGUUUAACGGUUCGUGCUUGAAAGACUGUCCAAGCAAUUCUUAUGCCACGGAUGAAAAUACGGAAUGUCAAUUGUGUCAUAAAGGUUGUGAAACAUGUAAAAUUGUUAACAGAGAGAGUCAAUGUUUAAGCUGUAUUAAUCAAUAUUUGAUAUUGAAAGCUGGAAAAUGCUUACCAAAUGGUAAUUGCAGUGGUAAUAUGUAUUUUAAUGGAAGCAACUGCAGUAAAUGCCACAGUGACUGUGAAGCAUGCUUCGACGAUGAUAGAAUCUCCUGCCUUAGAUGUCGUGAAGAUAAGUAUCUAAAUCCAGUUUCAGCAAUUUGUGAACAAUAUUGUCCGUUAGGAUACUUUGCCGAUAAUGCCACAAGGAGAUGUCAGCAAUGCCAUUAUUCAUGUUUAUCGUGUUCGAAUGCUUCUGUUUGUACUCAAUGUCGUCCUGGUUUCUAUAAUAGUAGUGGCAAUUGCAUUACGAAAUGUGCCUCUGGUGAAUACUUUAAUAAUAAGACUGCGAGCUGUCAGCUAUGUGGUAAUAAUUGCAAGGAGUGUAAUAUAAAUAGUAAAACUUGUAUAACGUGUAAGUCAGGAAAUUACAAGUACGAUGGAAUAUGCUUGUCUGCUUGUCCUACACAAACCUAUGCCAGCAAUGGAAAUUGUAAAGCGUGCCCUUCUGGAUGCUUAGAAUGUAAAGCUGAUAUGACUUGCACUAAGUGCAAGAAUAACUAUAAACUAUCACAAUCCGCGUGUGUACUUUCUUUACCGAAUGGCUGUAAAAACUCUAGUUGUUUAGUUUGUAAAGUUGCCAAUUGCUCACGUUGUUCACCGUCGGAUUCCACUAUUUGUAAUAUUUGCAUUAAGCCUUUUAUAUUACAUCAGGGAAGUUGUAUAAAACAAUGUCCUGAUGGCACUUAUUUUGAUCAUGUUAAAAAGAACUGUUUUGAUUGUAAUGAUAGUUGUAGUAGUUGUGUUGGCCCGAAAGAAACAGAUUGUGUAAAGUGCUCAAGCGCUAAACCAUAUUUAUUACACUAUAAAUGUCUGAGUAAAUGUCCAGCCAAUUACUACAUCGAUAAUGCUAAUGCUAAGUGUCGUCAAUGUCAUUUCUCAUGUAAAAGUUGUAGCGGUGGUAGCAUGAAUGAUUGUAUUAUAUGUUCAGAUGGAUUUCAUUACUUGAAAUCUGAGAAGCAAUGUGUUAACAAAUGUCCGGAUUUAUCAUAUUAUCGUAAAAAUGAAACUGAUUGCGGAUCGUGUUAUAGUGGUUGCGCUAGUUGCUAUGGGAAUGAAAAAGACAAGUGCAUAUCUUGUAUCUCUCCAAUGGUAAAUUUCAACUUUGAAUGUAUGGAGAAGUGCCCUCUCGGCAGCUAUAACGAUAGCGGUAUCUGCCGUAAGUGUCAUCCGUCAUGUGGUUCAUGUACUGGUCCUCACUUGAAUCAGUGUACAAGUUGUAGUACUGGUUUAUUCUUAAAGAAUGGCGAAUGUCAUGGUACUUGUCCUUCUGGCUACUACGAGGAUAUGAAAUCAUUAAAAUGCUUACCAUGCAAUCCAUCAUGUAAGACAUGUGUAAGUGACUCUGCUCAGUGCUUAACUUGUAAUCAUGGUAUGGUUUUACAGAAUUCGAAGUGUUUGCGCAACUGUAGCAGCGGAUAUUAUCAUACUGAUGGUGGAUGUCGUCCAUGUCAUACUUCUUGUUUGAGCUGUAAAGGAUUUACAGCUAGCGAUUGCUUAUCGUGUAGCAAAGGCUGGGAAUUAUUACCUCAUGGUAUUUGUGAACCCGUGUGUCCGUCGGGUCAGUAUUAUGAUAUCGGUCUUAAAUCAUGUGGCAACUGCCACAGCAGCUGUGCUACUUGUAGCAGUAAACAAUCAGCUUCUUGUCUAUCAUGUUUAAAAGGUCGUUUAUUAGACAAACAAUCCUCAAGAUGUUAUCCAUGUUGCAAAAUAGAUUCUGAUUCUCAGUGCUGCAAUUGUAGUGCUUCCUUAAAAGUAUGCGUAUUAUUAUCAGACACUGGAAACAACAUUGUUACAACGCCAUCGCUUGUUACAGUUACACAUCAUGACUUUGGCAAUACCUUCAAGGAGGAAAAGCCUGUACAACUAAUUCUGAUUUCUGGCGCUAUUAGUUUGCUAUUAUUUGGAGUAGUUGUAAUAAUCCGUUGUAGAAGAAAUAUUUUUGGCCACCGUGGUUAUAAAAAAUUGACUCCAUCUGGAUAUGAUCAUACGACCAUAUCGUCUACUCGUACAGCUUAUCCAGACUACGAUAACGAUGAAAUCAACCAAGUAUAG
Messenger RNA from Trichoplax adhaerens, 5859 nucleotides. RefSeq lists its product as uncharacterized. Gene Ontology annotation, molecular function: serine-type endopeptidase activity. The coding region runs from base 1 to 5859 and encodes 1952 amino acids. The record is from RefSeq and is a predicted model, not a curated record. Gene Ontology annotation, biological process: protein processing. NCBI's taxonomy places the organism in Eukaryota, Metazoa, Placozoa, Uniplacotomia, Trichoplacea, Trichoplacidae. Gene Ontology annotation, cellular component: trans-Golgi network; Golgi membrane. The transcript is spliced from 9 exons.